Molecule: messenger RNA, 1905 nt
Organism: Pseudocercospora fijiensis CIRAD86
Lineage: Eukaryota; Fungi; Ascomycota; Dothideomycetes; Mycosphaerellales; Mycosphaerellaceae
Exons: 11
Coding region: 73-1725 (550 amino acids)
Biological process (GO): proton transmembrane transport; proton motive force-driven ATP synthesis
Molecular function (GO): ADP binding; proton-transporting ATP synthase activity, rotational mechanism; ATP binding
Source: RefSeq, a predicted model, not a curated record
CUCUCCAAAGACAUCACUUCAACCGCUGUGGGAGCGGUACUAUAACUGAACAGCUUCCAAGGCAACGUCACAAUGUUCAGAACCGCGCUCAGGACGAGCGCCCGCGCGGCCGGUGCGCUCUCCGCUAGCAGCAGAUUUGCAGUCCAGCGAUCCGCCCCAGCCGCCGUCAACAUCACCCGUGGCUAUGCCGCCGACACCAAGGCCGCACCCACUGAGGUGUCGUCCAUCCUCGAGCAGAGAAUCCGUGGCGUGCAGGAGGAGGCAGGUCUCGCCGAGACUGGCCGUGUUCUGACUGUCGGUGACGGUAUUGCUCGUGUCUACGGCAUGAACAAUGUCCAGGCUGAGGAGCUGGUCGAGUUCGCCUCCGGUGUCACCGGCAUGUGCAUGAACCUCGAGGCCGGCCAGGUCGGUGUUGUGCUCUUCGGUUCCGACAGAUUGGUCAAGGAAGGCGAGACUGUCAAGCGUACUGGACAGAUUGUCGACGUCCCAGUUGGCCCAGAGCUUCUUGGACGUGUCGUCGACGCUCUUGGUAACCCAAUUGACGGCAAGGGCCCAAUCAAGACCAAGGAACGUCGUCGUGCCCAGAUGAAGGCCCCAGGUAUCCUUCCUCGCAAGUCUGUCAACCAGCCAGUGCAGACCGGUCUCAAGUCCAUCGACGCCAUGGUGCCAAUUGGACGUGGACAGCGUGAGCUGAUCAUUGGUGACCGUCAAACCGGAAAGACUGCCGUCGCUCUCGACACCAUGUUGAACCAGAAGCGAUGGAACAACUCCAACGACGAGACGAAGAAGCUCUACUGUAUCUACGUUGCCGUCGGUCAGAAGCGUUCUACCGUCGCUCAGCUCGUCCAGACCCUUGAGGAGAACGACGCAAUGAAGUACUGCUGUGUUGUUGCCGCCACUGCUUCUGAGGCCGCACCCCUUCAGUUCUUGGCUCCUUUCUCUGCUUGCUCCAUGGGAGAAUGGUUCAGAGAUAACGGCCGCCACGCCGUCAUCAUCUACGAUGACCUGAGCAAGCAAGCCGUCGCCUACCGUCAAAUGUCCCUGUUGCUCCGUCGCCCACCAGGUCGUGAGGCCUACCCAGGAGACGUCUUCUACCUCCACUCCCGUCUGCUCGAGCGUGCCGCCAAGAUGAACAAGAACUUUGGCGAGGGAUCCCUCACUGCUCUCCCAGUCAUUGAGACCCAGGGUGGUGACGUGUCUGCCUACAUUCCAACCAACGUCAUUUCCAUCACCGACGGCCAGAUCUUCUUGGAGUCCGAACUUUUCUACAAGGGUAUCCGUCCAGCCAUCAACGUCGGUCUUUCCGUGUCCCGUGUCGGUUCCGCCGCUCAGCUCAAGUCCAUGAAGCAAGUCGCUGGUUCGCUCAAGCUUUUCUUGGCCCAAUACCGCGAGGUCGCUGCCUUCGCCCAGUUCGGUUCCGAUCUUGAUGCCGCCACCAAGCAGACCCUCAGCCGUGGUGAACGUCUCACCGAGCUCCUCAAGCAGAAGCAAUACUCGCCAAUGGCUGUCAACGAGAUGGUCCCACUUAUCUUCGCCGGUGUCAACGGUCAUCUUGACAGCGUUCCAGUCAACAAGAUCCUCCAGUGGGAAGCAGACUUCCUCAACCACCUGAAGAGCAACGAGAGCGCUCUUCUCGAGCAGAUCGACAAGGAGGGAUCAUUGAGCAAGGAUCUUGAAGGCAAGCUGAAGGAUGUUGUCGUUAACUUCACCAAGAGCUUCUCGUAGAAUUUCUAGACUUGUCCCGGAGCCGGGUCGUGUAUAGUACAAAAGGCAAGCUUUGAGUUCGAAUUAGCAAGACAAGAGGAUCUUGUCAGCUCAAGUACCACAUCAGACGAGAGAGAGAGCAAUGAGGUGAAGUUAGAGCAGCAUUGUAGAUACGCGAAGUAACUGUUUCCUUUGUCAGUG